UUCGACACAGUGCUGCCUCUUCAGCAAAGGGAGGAGGCAUGCUCGUGUCCUGCCCGACUAUGUGUGUGUGGAGUUUGUGUUCUGAAUGGUAAGGUAUCAUAGGGCCUACAGAGUAUAUCCGGGUGGCUCCAAAUUAUUGUGUUGGAGGAGCAACGGCUCCUGGUCGAAGCGAGUGGCUGCAUCAGUGUAUUAAGAGCAUCUCCAAAAACCGCGUGAUAUAAGCGCCGUGCUAGAAAAAUACAGUUUUUUACGCACAUCCAGCCGCUCCGGGCGCUUCAGCGGAGGCACGAAAAACCCGCGCGCGGCAUAAAUGGUUCAGCGCGCGCGGCGAAAAUGGCAUCGUGCGCCGCUUAUUUUGUGCAUCCGCUCUCGCGCGCUGUACACUCGAGCCCCCGUGCCGCGACUUCCACCUACCCCCAAUCCAGGCGCUGGCGCCGCCGCCCGCACCACCUCAUUUGCUUCGGCGACCCGACGGCGCUUCCCCGACCUAUCCCCGCGCCGCCGUUGCUUUCUCCGUCUUCCUCUAGUCGUCGCCGCCCCUCGCGCGGGCCAUUCCUCCGACGAACACCGCCCGGCCGCCUACUGCCGCUCGGCGCCCACAAGUGUUCGACAAAACGCUUGCAAGGUUUCAAGCAGGAGGAACAUGAGCCACUAGCGCUUGCGUGGGACAGAAUGAAAGAAGCUACAAGGAACUGUCCCAAUCAUGGAAUGGAGGAAUGGUUAAUCCUUCAUAUGUUUUAUAAUGGCUUAGAUAACACGUCAAAAACUAUGCUUGAUACAACUGUAGGAGGAAUAAUCAUUGGAAAGCCCAUAGAAGAUGUCAAGAAACUACUAGAUGGUACGCAAGAUAACAAUGCCCAAUGGCAUGUUGAAAGAACCACCACCAAGAGGGUGAAUGCCAUAGAAGAAAGUAACACGGAGUUGACAAAGAGGUAAACGUGAAUGCCAUCACUAAUGAAGAAACUAGUGAUGUAAAUUGUAUUGCAAAUAAUAGCUACAAUCUUAAUUGGAAAAACGAUGGUUAUGCUCCUAGACUUCCUUAUCCUAGUAAUGGAGGAUCAUCCAACAAUUUUAAUGGAGCUAAUGGUAGCAAUAGAAACACUCUUGAAGAAACUCUUAAAAGUUUUAUUGCUAGCCAGACUAAGCACAAUGAAAACUUCAAGAAUAUCUUGAAGAAUCAUGAUAACUUACUUGGUUAAUUGACUAGUAAGGUUGUUGGACUAACAAAUGAUGUGCAGAUACUUGAAGGAAGAUCCAAGAAUAUGGAAGCACAAGUGGCUAAAAUAGCAGAGAGCCAAACAUUAAUUUUGGCUAAGUUUAUAGAUAAACCGGAGCCUAACCCGAAGAAGUAAAAAUGGUAAGAAGCAACGAAGAGAAGGCUGAAGUGCUUGAUACAAGCCAUGUGCCAGAGUAUAAUUAUACCAUUGCAGAUUUUGUAAAGAUGAUAUCCAUGAAGUAUCCACUACCGAAGGUAACUAAUAACAAAGCAUAUAAUGUAUUUAUUGAACAGGUUGCUGCCAAGGUACGUGAACUUGAUGAUGAAAGAAAAAGCUCUAUAGUAAGUUACCAUCUAAGCAAGAGGAUGCUUUUGAACCUACAAUAGAGACUGAGAUAGGAUUGAAUAAAUUCAGUGCCUUAUGUGAUC
Messenger RNA from Aegilops tauschii subsp. strangulata, 1645 nucleotides. The record is from RefSeq and is a predicted model, not a curated record. Lineage: Eukaryota; Viridiplantae; Streptophyta; Magnoliopsida; Poales; Poaceae.